Molecule: messenger RNA, 766 nt
Organism: Anopheles stephensi (Asian malaria mosquito)
Lineage: Eukaryota; Metazoa; Arthropoda; Insecta; Diptera; Culicidae
Exons: 2
Coding region: 252-617 (121 amino acids)
Source: RefSeq, a predicted model, not a curated record
CUAAAAUGUCCACGUGACCGAUCCAUCGAUCAAGUUUCCGUAACACAGCACUAACUGCCACUGCGCUGCUGCCAGAGCUUCUCGAUAGGAACAACGGGCGAACGAUUACUCGUGUAACGUUUGCCGCGUUACUCUCCAAUUUGCUAACCGCGGACGAAUGAAACUGGGUGUACGGUAUUUUUUUUAAUUUAUACAAAUGCGCUUAACACCAUUAUCAGCAGCAGUUCGGGAAAUAUUGGAAACAGCUACCAAUGCCACCAGUCGACAAAACCAAAAGAAUCCAACAAAACCAACAGAAACCGCUCCAAUACACCUCCGCACACUGGGGCCGCAGCCAAUGUGUGGAAAGAGAACGUGCGCUUGAUCCUGCUGAAGUGCAAAUCAGCAAUAGGAGCAACUCUAAGAAAUCAGAAUCUGCAAAUUUCUCCUUGGAAAGAGCUGAACGACGAAACUAUGAGUUGCUGAAAUCGUUGGAAAUUUCCAAAGCCAGGCUGCGAUCCCGUGCAACAUUCAGUCCGCUGGAAGCCAUUCUUCAAAAGGCCAUUGGAAGCUAUCUGAAGGAAACAUCCCUGGUUCCAUGCAGCACUAAGAAACUUUACGGUCCCACCUAUGUUUAAGAGGAUUAAUACAAUCAUUGCUAGUAAACAAACCACAAUAAAGCAUGGACAAUGCAGUUAAUUAGUCAUAAUGUAACUUAUGUUUUAUUUGCUGCCCUAUAUGUUUCUAAAACAUUUUGUUCAUAAGCAUCGUUUUUUUUUCUUUCACC